Pyrenophora tritici-repentis Pt-1C-BFP is the source of this 183-nucleotide messenger RNA. The record is from RefSeq and is a predicted model, not a curated record. NCBI's taxonomy places the organism in Eukaryota, Fungi, Ascomycota, Dothideomycetes, Pleosporales, Pleosporaceae.
AUGGCCCAUGGCCCAUGGCCGUCUGAUGGGUGGUGGGGUUUCUUGUCAGACGCAGGACAGGACGAGACGCAGGACUCGCUCGCAGCCGUCCGGGCCCAGAUGAUGAUGGUGAUGAUGGCGGCGGUAUCACCGUCCGGUGGUUGCUGGUUGCUGCGCGCUCCACAUGUCGCAGCGCCCGAGUAG